Perkinsus marinus ATCC 50983 is the source of this 861-nucleotide messenger RNA. RefSeq lists its product as hypothetical. The transcript has a single exon. The record is from RefSeq and is a predicted model, not a curated record. Bases 1 to 861 code for a protein of 286 amino acids. NCBI's taxonomy places the organism in Eukaryota, Perkinsozoa, Perkinsida, Perkinsidae.
AUGGCUGGUAACGACUACCUACUCUUCGAUGAGGUUGAGGUCAACCCUCACGGGGGAGUGCAGGAGGCGAGGGAGAUAGGCGCUAAUGCAGUCGAGAGAGACCGAUCUCUCCCGACACGAAGAGUGUGGCCAGCUGUCGUGAAGGUCCCUUGGAUUGAUGAUCGUAGACCUAAGCAGAAUUAUGAUGCCAUCAGAGGCCGAGAUUUGAAGAUCACACAGAGGCUGGCCAAGAGACCUGAAGAGUUAGCAGCGUAUGAAGCGGCCGUGGACGAGCUCUUGAAGUCCGGGGCGGUCGAGGAACUCCCACUGGGGGAGGACCCGAGGAAAUGGGCUUACCACUAUAUGUGUGGGGUUCCGGUUUUCGCCAAUCAGCGAAAGUCCACUCGCUGUCGUAUUUGUAUCGACGCUCGAGAGCUUAACAACUUCACGAAUAAAGAAGGAGACGAGGAGGCCGCGGACAUGGACCUACAGUCACGGAUUCUAGAGUGGCGAGCGUCCAAGCGAGUUGAUUGUGAGGAUCUCAAGAAGGCCUUCUGGUCGGUCCACAUCGAUAAAUCGGAUGUGAAGUGGUUGGGGAUGUGCGUCGGGUCGAGGAUCAUAAGGUGGAUCCAUGUCCCUUUCGGGACGAAUUGGUCCCCUUGGGCCCUGUCUUCGGUCUUGGGAAAGAUUCUCAAACAGAUCGGGGGGACGGGCGGUGCCGAAGCUAUCUCCUUCUAUGUCGACGAUGUACUUCUGCGAGGGGACAGUUGCUCGGAGGUGUCGAAGAUUCGUCGGGAGGUGGUUCCCGCAUUAGAAGAGCGGGGGUUCGAAGUCCACCAGGACAAGCGAAUGUCCAAUCUCGACACGGAUGAGACUGUAUAG